This is a messenger RNA of Paramecium tetraurelia, 2070 nucleotides long. RefSeq lists its product as uncharacterized. Lineage: Eukaryota; Ciliophora; Oligohymenophorea; Peniculida; Parameciidae. The record is from RefSeq and is a predicted model, not a curated record. The transcript has 4 exons.
AUGAUAAAAAAAACAUUUUUCGGUAUUUCUUUAAGAGACAAACAAAAAUACACCUUUAAAGAGUAAAAUGGGCUGCUCUGUUAUACAUUCACUUAAAUAGUUUUAGUUGGUACAGGUGAAGCAAAGAUAUAUGGACUUUCGAGUGAUAAAAAGAUUUAGAUUGCCUCUUUGAAUGGGAAGCAUAACCAGAGUAAAUGCAAAUUCAUUAUGGAUGAAAAUAAUUUUACCCAUUUAAUCUGUCUUGGAGAUGAGUCUAUAUCGAUAAAUGUGUUAGGAUAUAAGUUAGAAAAUAAGGUUUAGGAACAAUAGGAAAAUAAUUAACAAGAAAAUUCAAUUUUCCGAAAUGAAUUCAGAGCACUACAACCACAAGAGGAGAGGGAAUUGGAAACAAAAGGAAAAGAAGUAAUAUAAAAAAAUAUAAAAUCAAAAAUAAUUAUAUCAAAAGUAUUGAAAAAUAGUAUGUGUUGUGAUAUAUUAAAAUUUAUUAGUUUAAAUAUUUUCUUUGAUAUGUUCAGAUCAAUUUCAAAAUGGAGAAUGAGAAAUUAGCUAAAGCUCUACUUUUUGCUAUUAUCUCUAUUCUCUACUUUAUUCAUAGGAAUUAUUCUAAUCGUAACUCAGAAUCUUGUAUACCAAAAAGUAGUUCUGACUACGUAGUAGAUAUCGACCAAGUUGACAGAGAAUGAAAUAUCAAAUUAGUUUGAGACUCAAAUGCAAUUGUUUUUUGAAGUUAUUAAUAAAAAUUACCGAGCUCUUGAUAAAUUUGCUUAAUUAUUUACAUUUGUAUAAUUAGAAUUGAGCUUAAUAACAUCGAAAAGUGAUUAAUGUCCAGUAAACUAGACUCAAAAUUAUCGGAAAUCGAAUAUUUGCUAUAAUAUUUUGAAUUUGAAUAGUGGCUAGGAAUUAAAUUCAAUUUAAUAACAAGACUUAUAAUUGCAUUUGAAGCAUUAAAGUCUAUUAUAGGAGUUGCUAUUGCUUUUUGACCCUGAACAAUUUAUUAUUGGGAAUUGGUCGAUUGGAUCUGGUAAGCAAUUCUAUUUUUCAGCCUACUAAGCGAUAGGCUAUUAUUCCACAUUUAAUAUCGCUACUAGGCCGUUCUACUUGAAUCAUAUCAAAAAAGCGAAUACCUCUGAAUAUAUUUUUAGUGACGUAUUCUAUAAUUUUGAAAAUGAAUAUAAAGUCACUAUUUCUAAAAACCUUACCAAUGAUAUAACCGAAGGUAUUGUGGCCACCUAAUUUGAAUUUCAAAUAAUCAAAAAGUUUUUUUAGGGAAACUUUCUGAUUCUCAAUAAGGAUGGAUUAAUAUUGAUUGGCAAUGUAUAAAUGUAUUUUCAACCAAACAGAACUAAUGUUUAUUUUUUUAAUGAAACCCUUACUGGUUUUAAUGAAAAUGAUUGGAAUUCAGUCAGGGUUUACAUGGAUUACAACAUAUCGGAAUCCAAUUGCACAACUUCGAACUCCUUACACCUAUGUAGGUACAACAAGAUAACGUUGAUGGAUGUGAUGAUAUUUGCAAAGUUUUUGCGAUUUUCUAAUCUGAUAUUGAUUAUAUUAAAGAACAUAGAGAAGGAUGAGGAUCUUGAAAGGUAGUUGAUUUGGAUAGAGGAAUAGAAGAAUCUUCAAAUUACUCAAUUGUUAACAUAUCAAUUAAUUGCAGCUUUGGUCAUUAGUCUUACUGCCAUCUUGGUUGUGAGAUACAUCUGCAGAUACAUGACAUAUCUAGAGAGAUUAGCACAUUCCCAUUUUUAAAAUAAGCCUGUUGACUUUUAGGUGUAUUCUUUCCUAAGAGAAAUAAAACUACAUUAAUAAUCGCAUUCCACAAAUAUCACUCUGAAUCUAUCUGAUUCCUACUACAGACUAAUUUCGUAGUUAAAUGCAAGACCAUUUAUAAAGAAUGAUGAAUGUAAGAAUUUUGAAUCUUUUCAAUUUCCAUCCUUUAAAAAAAAAUUUAAUCUAUUAAAGUGGAAAUCUCCUAUUCAAGAACUCCACGAUAGCAAAGGGACGUCUAGACCAAGUUGCAAAGCUCUAAUAUUGAAUUUGCUUAGAAAAUCAUAUCAAAGACACAAAUAUUGA